Austrofundulus limnaeus is the source of this 5132-nucleotide messenger RNA. Its product is annotated as hemicentin-1. The record is from RefSeq and is a predicted model, not a curated record. NCBI's taxonomy places the organism in Eukaryota, Metazoa, Chordata, Actinopteri, Cyprinodontiformes, Rivulidae. Gene Ontology annotation, molecular function: integrin binding. Bases 21 to 4655 code for a protein of 1544 amino acids. The transcript is spliced from 21 exons. Gene Ontology annotation, biological process: cell adhesion.
CUUCCAACAUCAUCCUUUGAAUGCAAUCCAGUGAUUUCCAGCGCAGCCCCACAAGAGAAGGCGAGCGAAGCUGGAUGGAAACCACAGAGGGAACAUUGUUCACGUCAAGACAGAAAACUAAUCCAAUGACCGAGUGGAGGUUAUUUCUUCAGCUCUUCAUGGGGCUCGUUCUCAUCGGAACAGCAGGUGCAUCCUGUUCUUUAGAGCUGAGCCCCACCAGGGUGGUGGUGAAACAUGGAGACCCAGCCUCAGCGACCUGCAACACAUCAAACACUGACAUUGAGGGAUUAGGCUGGGAGGCUUCACAAGGUGGCAUCGGCCUCACAAYGGUUACAUCUCUAACAUGGACAGUCCAAAAUGUAACGGAGUGGGGCAUAAAUCCUAUGUGUUUUGCCCUCAAUAAGGAUGGACACCAGUGUGAUGAGAGCCUAAAACUUAUUAUUUAUACCUUUCCAGAAUCCAUCAGCCUCAGCUCCAGCAGUACAUCAGAGAUGACAGAAGGGAUAGAAUAUGACUUGGCAUGUGAUAUUUUUCACAUCGCACCAGUUAAAAAUCUCACUGUGAGGUGGUACAAAGGGGACACCGUCAUCAGUCAAACAAACUUUGAUCAGGUCACGACGGAACCGCAAAAUUUGUCACCUGUUCAUCAUUUUAUUCCGACAAGAAAUGACAGCAAUUCCACUUUAAGAUGUGAGGCACACAUGGACUUGGGACCAGAGGGACCUCUACUUUCUGUAUCUUCACAAGAGUAUUAUAUUACAGAAGUUAAGUUUGGACCUGACAUUGAGUGUUCAUCUUUUGCGUUACCGGAAAAGGAAACCUUGGAGGGAAAAUGCAGAGUGACAGGAAAUCCCAUCCCUCAUGUCGAGUGGCUGAAAGAAGGACGCCUCGUAAACGUGACCGUCCCUUUGUCAAGAAACGAUGCAGGAACAUACGUGAUUAAAGCCGAGGGAUUCGUUACAGUUGAUAAGAACAUCACAGUUGAUGUGUUAUAUGGACCAGAGUGGAUGUGUCCUMACACAUACACCACGCUAGAAAACUCUUAUCACAACCUCACAUGCUCUGUGGGCUUUCCUAAACCCAAGGAGAUCUGGUUCCGCAAUGAAGAGCAGGUGGAACUUCCUCAGAUCCUGACAAGAAGAAAUGCAGGGCAGUACCAGGUCAAGGUUUCAAAUGUCCUGUCAGUUCACAACUUCACAAUCAAUAUCAAAGUCUUAUACCCACCAUCAGAGAUUUUUGAGCUUGAUGAUGCUGAAGUGAACGCUGGUGACAGUUUGGAGCUGAAGUGCUCCUCUGUAGCUAACCCAACACCAAACUACUCCUGGAGUUACUACCGGGGAGCCAACGUGUUCGAGGAAACUGGAGCUGGAGUGUCUCGUCUGGUCAUCCACAGCGCUGCUGGGAACAACACGGGCUACUACACUUGUCGAGCCUGGACUGAGCAAGGGGACGUCUCCAAAACAGUCCGGGUCACAGUGAAAGGUGCUGGACUGGAAUGCCCCAUUGAAAUCAGUCCAAAGGAGUUGGUGUUGCAGUACCAAAGCACAACGCAGUCCGUAGAGUGCAAAUCCAAAACUGUCGAGACAAACGUUAAGGAAAUAUUCUGGACUCGAAACGGCGAUAAAAUUUCAAACACACGUUGGGUUGCUGACACUGACGGAGACUGGGACCCUCAACCCGUUUGUCAUGGAGAGUUUAUUGGUUUGGGAAACUGCUCUAAAGCUUUACACUACACUCUCUAUAAAACACCAGAAAGUGUAUCCAUCACCCUUGUGAAUAACUCCCAAACACCUGUGGAGGGCACCGAGCUGCAGCUGCAGUGUGACAUUAUCAGUGUUGCUCCUGCACAAAACCUCAACGUGUCGUGGACCUUCCACCAAGGGAACAAAACCAUCGAGCCGUUAGGUAACGCAACCUGCAGCUUCAGUCCGGAAAGGCCUGACGGAUUUCCGGUAAACGUGUCAUGCACCAUGAACAUCCCUCUGAAGUGGUUCCACAAUGGAGUUGAAGUCCAAUGUGGGACUGAGCUGAACCUGGGCCUGACGGGACGGCAGCUUCAAAACACGUCCAACAUCGUAACAGUCUCUGUGUUCUAUGAACCCAAGAUUAACAUCACAAAGCUUCCAGAGACCGUCCUGGUGUUCAAAGAUUCUCCUGAAGAGCUUGUUUGUGAGGCCGAUGGCAACCCAGUUCCAGAAAUCUACUGGGAGUACACUUCAGAAACGGCAAUCCUUAAAUCUAAAGAAACGCUCGUGGUGCAUGACGCAGGCCUCUAUACAUGCGUCGCUAAAAAUAACUAUAACACCACGAAACAAGUGGUUAAAGUUAUUUUAAUAGAGGACUACCUCCCCCUCAUUGCUGGCUUUGUGGCUGUCACAGUUGUGAUCAUCUCUGUUGUCUUCCUCUUCAUCUACUCAAUCUACUACAAGAACACGAAGAUGCGCCGCUACAGCCUUAAAAACCCCAAAUUCAGCAGCCAGAAUAGCAACGUGGCUCACAAUGGUUGGGACAUCCAGUUACCUGUGACCAAACUGUCUUAUGAUAAUGUUGGACAUGCCCCUUUUGUGUUUUUCCUCUUUUCACCUACUUUGCUACAAAUCAUGAUGCGGCUUUUGAUAGACCUGUUCAUGUUAAUUUCGCUAUCAGGAAAUCCUGCGCGUUCUUGUGAAAUUAAGUUUGAUCCUCCGAAGCUUGUGGUGAGAUUUGGAGAUCCUAUUCUUGCCAACUGCAGCGCCUCCUCCUGCAUCAAUGUGGAGGGAAUGGGUUGGGAGACUACAUACGGUGGAGGAGGCCUGAAAAACAAAGUUACUUCUUUACCUUUAAAUAUUCCCAAAGUGAAAGACUGGUAUCCAGAACCACUGUGUUAUAUCACCUUCAGUGAUGAACAGCAACAGAAAUUUGAAAUCCUCCCGAUCACAGUUUACCAAAUGCCAGCCAGUGUGAGUUUCAAUGAAAGCCAGUGGGGUCCCAUGGUGGAGGGCCGGCAGUAUUCCUUACAGUGUGAUGCUGUGGAUGUUAGACCAUCUGACAAACUGUCUGUGGUUUGGUACAAAGGAAACAAGAUAUACAAAGAACCAACAAAUUUUCUUAUAAAUAAUGUCAAUGCAACAUCAACGAUCCAAGUGGAAGCCAACAGAGAGGAUGAUGGAAGGGAUUUCUGGUGUGAGGUGAAACUGAACCUGUGGCCAGCAGGACAAGGUCCUCCUGUAGCUCGGUCAAAGCUGCGGAAAUUAACAGUAAAAUACCCACCGACUUUCGCGGAGCCUUCCAACGAGACCCUGGAAAUGACCCCUGAUACAAACCUSACUUUAAACUGCAAGGCUGCCGGAAACCCAAGUCCAUCGUACAGCUGGCGCUUUGCACCUACCACACAAGAGGCGACGCAGAAACAAGACGGGAUCGAGUCCAUUUUGACUCCUGAGGAGUCAGGGAUCUACAGCUGCACAGCCUCCAACGAGCUCGGCCAAACAACCAAACAUUUCACCGUCCUCCAAGCUGAAAGAGACCGAACCACCUUCGCAGCCAUACUGGGAGGAUUUAUCGGCCUGGGAGCCGUUCUCUUCAUCGCUGGACUUGUUUUUGUUACAUCGAAAGGAACGUUUGCUUUGCCCCAACCAUCAGGAAGUCAGCUGGGAGGGAACCCUGUUUUGUUCCAACAUAGCUCCCUGCAGAGUUGCCAAGGUUGUUCAAGUUGGAAUUUUCUCUCUUUCGACGGCUCAGUGCAGGAAAAAAUAUAUACCAUGGGAAACAACUUUCUGACAGGGAUUGUGGUGUUUUGCAUGUUUUGUUCAGUGUCGGGUGAAGGUUGCUCCCUGAUCCUCAAGCCCUCCAGGGUGGUGGUGGGCUUCGGGGAGUCUGUGUCGGUCAGCUGUGAGGCUACGCGCCCCGUUCGCGUUCUGGGCUGGGAGUCGGCCCUCAGCGCUCCGCAGACGCACGAGGACCGGUCCGUCCAGUGGAGGGUGGACAGCCUCAUCGACUGGAUUGAGGAGCCCAUCUGCUACGGGGUGUUUUUCACAGCUCCCAGACAGUGUGAGGAGAAACUCAACCUAGUUCUUUACAAAACCCCGGACAGCGUUUCCAUCCGGCUGGUGAACCACACUGGGCCCAUGGUGGAGGGGAAAGAGUAUCAGCUGCUCUGUGAGGUUCAGAAUAUCGCUCCGGUUCAGUUUCUCACCCUGAGGUGGUACAGAGGGCAGACUGAGGUUUACAAACACUCCUUUUCUGACCUCACGUCUUCCUCGCCCGUCCAAGUGUCCUCGACUCUUGUCAUCACGCCGACCAAAGCUGAGAAUGAUGCCGAGUAUAAGUGUGUGGCAGAGCUGGAGCUUGGACCCGAGGGACCGCAGCCACCGCCUACUGUAGCCUCAGAGCCUCUCACGGCAUCUGUGUACUGUCCUCCAACAUUCUUCAGUCCUGAAACAGAAGUUUUUGAAUUAAUACCAGGUGAAGAAAUCACMCUGAACUGCACGGCUGCAGGAAACCCCACACCUGCAUACAGCUGGCAAUCCUCCCAGCCUAUACAGGAGAAAAUGAGGGAGGAAGCAGUUGUCACUUCCUCCUCAUUGCUCCCAGGAACCUACACCUGCACUGCCUCUAAUAUGCUGGAAAAAAAGAGCAAACAGUUCAUUGUCAAAGCAAAGACCAAAGCGGUUUGAGGCCCGCAAACUUGAGAAGAACCAGCUGGGAGAAUUUCACUGUGCAAAUGUUACUGUUGCUGCCUCGAAGAAGGAAAGACAUUUGAUAUGCUGUGGAGGUUUUGAUGGAUCACGCUUUCAUCAAGAGUUAGAUCUCAGAGAACAAAAAGAACUGAAAAUGUUACGUUGGUCAUUUAAUGUGAAAGUUUGUUUAGGCCAUAGUGUACUUUUUACACUUUCCAUGUGAUAAUCUUCCUCUAAUUUAUAUAUUUUUUACUAAACUUAUUUUUCCACUAACUUUGUAACAUAACAAAAGUGUAAUUACUCAUUAUUACAAUGACUAGUAGUGAGAAGUUACUGUAAAUAUGAGCUGUUUCUUAAUUUUCUUUACUUUAUAAAUGAAAUUUAAAUGGGAAAAUGUGUUUUUUCAUUAAUUGCUGAUCAAUUUUUUUUUAAGGGUUAAUAGCAUCUUGACAUGAUUUGUCAAAACACUUCUGC